AUCAGAUUAGAUAGACAAAAACAUCAUUCAUGAAAACAGCACACCUUUUUCUUGCAUAUCUUUCUCUCCUAACCCUGUGUCUAUGUGUGUGUCCUUCAAGAGCAGCCACAAGUGAAGCAGAGGUUUUGAUGAGAUGGAAAUCCAGCCUAUCAUCUUCUGCUUCUCUCGAGUCUUGGUCUGUCAACAACAUCAGCAAUCACUGCAGAUGGAUUGGCAUUCGCUGUAAUGACGAGGGAUCUGUGUCUGGAAUUGAUCUCCCCGUUGCAGGCCUUGCAGGGACAUUGGAUCUGUUCCAUUUCACUUCAUUGCUGAAUCUCACCACUUUCAACCUCAGUGGGAAUUAUCUCAACGGCUCCAUACCAGCUGCUCUUGGCAACCUCACAAGCCUCACUCUCUUGGACCUCUCCGCCAAUCUGUUUUCCGGUGGCAUUCCACCAGAGAUCGGCUGCUUGACAGAGCUUCGAUACUUGAGCUUCUCCAACAACUAUAUGGUUGGAGAAAUCCCAUAUCAGAUUGGCAAUAUGAGGAAGGUGCGCUUCUUGGAUUUGGGCUCCAAUCACUUUGAAACUCCUGACUGGUCUCGAUUUCCCACUUUCCCUUUCCUAACUCACCUUAAUCUUCAUUACAACGAACUCAACUUGGAAUUCCCACACUUCAUAACCACAUGUCUCAACCUUACUUUUCUUGAUUUGUCCGUAAACACCUUCACAGGCCAGAUUCCUGAAUCAUUAUUCACCAACUUGCUCAAACUUGAAUAUCUUGACCUAAGCAUCAAUGGUUUUCAAGGCCCCCUGUCAACAAAUAUCACUAACCUCUCCAAAUUGAAGGGUCUUCUCCUUGGCGACAACUACUUCUCUGGCAACAUUCUUGAUACAGUAAGCCUUAUUCCAAGCCUGCAAAUUCUAGAGCUGUACAAUAAUUCGUUAAUAGGAGAAAUCCCUCCUUCUAUAGGCCUACUCACGAAUCUACGAACUCUAGCCCUUGGAAUGAACAGAUUCAAUUCCUCCAUUCCCCGAGAGCUCGGCCUGUGUAACAAGCUGACCGACUUAGAUUUAUCUCGGAAUUCACUCUCGGGGCCAUUGCCUCCAUCCUUAUCAAAUCUGGGCAAUUUAUCUUUGUUGGACCUAUCUUACAAUAGCUUGACUGGUGAAAUAUUGACUUCUUUCAUCACGAGUUGGAGAAAGCUAAUCGCACUAGAAAUUGAAGACAAUGAAUUCAGUGGGGAACUUCCAUCAGAAAUAGGCUUGCUCACAAACCUCAACUAUCUGUUUCUCUAUAAUAACUCGUUUUCAGGCACCAUCCCACCGGAGAUAGGAAACCUACAAAAUUUGUCGGCGCUGUACCUUUUCACCAAUAACUUUUCAGGUGGGGAGUUGGAAAAAAAUGCUUUUUAUGCCUUGGUAACAACUAACAAUGGUUUCUCACAUUGCAUUUGCAGCAUCCCACCAGAGAUAGGAAACCUACAAAAUAUGUGGAGGCUGGACCUUUCAACCAAUAACUUUUCAGGUGAAAUACAUAAACCGACUGAGUGGGAACUUGGAAAACAAUGCUUUAUAUUCCUUGGUCCAAUACCAUCCACCAUUGGAAAUCUUUCAAAUCUAGAUUUGUUAGAUCUAUCUUCCAACAAAUUAAAUGGUCCAAUACUAUCUACCAUUGGAAAUCUUUCAAAUCUGAGGGAGUUAUAUCUUUCUUCCAACAAAUUAAAUGGUCCAAUUCCAUCCACAAUCGGAAAUCUUUCAAAUCUGAUGGUGUUACGACUCUCUUCCAACAAAUUAAAUGGUGAACUCCCAUCCUCCAUCUGCAAGUUGUCAGGGCUUAUUGCUCUUCUUCUCUCGAAUAAUACUUUGGAAGGAAGAGUGCCACGAUGCAUUGGAAACUUGAGCAGAUCUUUGAUCAUCUUUCAUCUGAAUGAAAAUCAAUUUAGUGGCCUCAUACCAUCUACCUUUUCUAAGAAUUGUAGUCUUAUUUCCAUCAAUUUGGGUAAUAACAAAUUCCACGGACGAUUACCUAAAUCCUUAGUCAAUUGCCGAAGUCUAGAAGGCCUCGACAUUGGAAAUAAUAGAAUACAAGAUGAAUUUCCCUUUUGGAUGGAACGCCUACGCAAGCUUCGGGUGCUAGUGUUGAGGUCUAACAAGUUUGGUGGUAACAUGUCGCUUCCUUCACGAACCAAGUUUCCAUUUCCUAGGUUGCAAGUGUUUGAUGUAUCCCAUAAUGAAUUUCUAGGCUCUCUACCUCAAACAUAUAUCAACAAUUUCAUAGCUAUGAUUGAGCCAGUAGAAAUUGAUUAUGAUGAGUUUCUAGGUUACGUGGAGAUGAGGCUCAUCUUGAAAGGUCAGGAUCAGUUAAUUAAGAGAAUAUUGGAAACCUUCACAAUAAUUGAUCUGUCCUCCAAUAGAUUCUUUGGGAAUAUUCCAGAUUCCGUAGGAAAUCUUAAGAUUCUCAAAUACUUGAACCUGUCACACAAUAGCCUCACUGGACAUAUACCUUCAUCUCUUGGAAACUUGAGUGAACUCGAAUCGUUGGACUUGUCAACAAACAAACUGGAUGGAGAAAUUCCAAGUGAAUUGACAAGAUUGACAUUUCUUGCGAAAUUAAACCUUUCAAUAAACAAUCUUGUUGGGCAAAUACCGCGAUCCAAUCAGUUCUCCACAUUUGAGAAUGAUUCAUAUAUGAGAAACUUGGGAUUGUGUGGACUUCCGUUGACAAGAAAAUGCAAAGAUGAUGAUGGGAAAUUGAUGCAGUCUGCAGAAGAAGAGAGUGAUGAUGAAUAUGAAUUCAUAGAUGGAUUUGAUUGGAGAUGUGUUGUGAUGGGAUAUGGAAGUGGAUUCAUACUUGGGAUCGGAAUUGGUUACAUGAUUAUAAGAAGUGGAAGGCCAAGAUGGUUGGUGGAAUUCUUUUUCGGGGUUGGAUAUCAAUAUAAGACUAAGAAGAGAUGCAACCGAGCUACAUCCACCCGCAGGGGAACUUGAUUCAAAGCCAAAAGGAGAAUUCUGUGAUUUUUCUUGUGUUUGAUUUGGAACUACUGCUUGUGUUUGAGUUGUGUUUUCUAUUUCUGUAUACCUUUUUAAUUGCUACUACUAGUUUUGCUUAGUAUAUAA
Salvia splendens (bonfire salvia) is the source of this 3098-nucleotide messenger RNA. RefSeq names its product receptor-like protein 52. The record is from RefSeq and is a predicted model, not a curated record. Gene Ontology annotation, molecular function: protein binding. NCBI's taxonomy places the organism in Eukaryota, Viridiplantae, Streptophyta, Magnoliopsida, Lamiales, Lamiaceae. The transcript is spliced from 5 exons. The coding region runs from base 30 to 2969 and encodes 979 amino acids.